GUUUGCCGUAUUUGGCUAAAACCCCGGUCGCAAAUAUUUUGGAAAGAGACUUGCCAAGAUUGGCAAGAAAAGGACUGGAAUGAGAAUUUUCGCAUGUCUAAAAAAGCAUUUAAUCGCCUUUGCCGAGAACUUUCGCCACAUAUCUCUAAAAUGGACACCAAUUACAGGAAAGCCAUUACAGUGCGUCAUCGAGUCGCCAUAACACGGCUCACUCUCGAACGAUCGGAAAUCUAUUUGGUGUCAGAAAAUCCACUGUUUGUGGUAUUGUGCGACAAGUAUGCGAGGUGAUAGUGAACGUUCUUCCCAAUUGUAUAAACGUUCCCCAAAAUCAAAAUGAGGUCCAAGAAAAAAUUGAAGGUGUUAAAAGUCGCGCGGGUUUUCCCCAGGUGGUUGCAGCAUUCGAUGUUUGCCAUGUCCCAAUCAUUGGACCUCGGCAAAGUCCAGAUGAUUAUGUUUACAGGAAGGGAUUUCCCUCAUUAAUCCUUCAGGAGCUAGUAGAUUGUAAUUAUCUAUUUCUUGAUAUAUGUGUUGGAUGGCCGGGUAAAGUACACGACGCACGCGUCUUCAAGAACUCUCCAUUGUUUGCCAUGUGUUGUGCCAGAGCUUUUCUUCCGCUCGACAUGUCGGUGAUGAUAUCUGGUGAACAUGUUCUUCCCCUGAUAUUAGGUGACUCAGCUUAUGUCCUCAGCAACUGGCUGAUGAAACCAUAUAUUGAUCGUGGAAAUCUGACCCCGGAGGAAUGCAGUUUCAACAUAAAACACAACACGACUAGAGUA
Molecule: messenger RNA, 776 nt
Organism: Pocillopora meandrina
Lineage: Eukaryota; Metazoa; Cnidaria; Anthozoa; Scleractinia; Pocilloporidae
Source: the annotation of a GenBank genome assembly